AACAAAAAAAAAAGGGAAAAAAACAGAGAAAGAGAAGAGACACAGAGAGAGUGUGUGAAGGGAAUUCGCUGUACCCGUAUCUGCCGCCAUAAUGCCGUCUCACUAUGAUUCCCGUGCCAGCGUUUUCACACAGCGCCCCCUCUCCCUUAACCACCGGCCUCCCCCUCCCUCACCUUUCGCCGAUAUACACACCGCUCAUCACCCCGACUUCCGCGUCCCACUUCAAACGGCCGGUAAUCGCCGGAAGAGAACGAGAUUUAUCAUGAUUUCGCCCGUCUCUCAUGAACAUCCUUUGUUUGACCAUCACCAGCCUGAGCAGGACAAGGACGAUCAAUAUCAAAACAGCCAGCACAAGAACCUGCCGAUACGGGAUUCGUCCCUGGAUUUUAUUGGCUCUUUCUUCGGCACCUCUUUAGCCAAUGUUGUUCCAUACGAUGGCUCUAUGUGUUCUUUGAAGAUUACCGAGGGGCCAGGCACUAACUUGGCAGCUACUCUUCCAGCUUCACUACCAACACAGCCUCGCGCCGAAUCUCCGUGUACCAAGGAUUGCUCCACUGCUUGUGAUAGAGCUGGCUGCGCAAACGAUUGCGAGUAUGACGAUUGCGGAGAAUGCAGCGGUGGGUGUCUGAUCGAGGUGGAGAUCUGUGACGAGAAGGAAUGCAUUGAUGGGUCGGGCUCGGAUCGAGACUGUCACGGCACACCAUGUCCAGAUGCAGAUGUCUGCCAUGAGACCAUUAUAUGCCAGAAAGACGACUGCUCUGAGGACCAGGGGUGCUCGGAGAAUUCUUGCAUGGGGAGCUACUGCCAUGAAGACUCUUGUCGGGAAGGGGGAGAUGAUGAUGACAUAUGCCAUGCUUCAUGCCAGUCCAACUGCCCAGUUGAUGGCUACAGUCACUCCGUCCUUGGGACACCUCAGGUUUCCACGUUUGUUAGUGCUCAGACAGACAACACUAUCGGAUGGUCACCGUCUGCGCGUCAGUCACAUGCACCGUACUCAAAUGUGGAGCCAACUCUUCUAAACCUGGACGUUCAGUCUCACCCUCAACCGCUCCCUUAUCCCCUCUCGGCUUCUUCACGCUCAUCGAGUGCCUUCUUUGAAAACCCUCAUGCGGAUUAUGAGAGCAACUAUGAGCUCUACUCUGCCCCCUCGAAGCGUCGAAGGGUUUCCACGCCAAUGUCAACCCCAAACUAUGGCCCCUACCCGGAACCCCACCCGACAACGGAUGCUACACUCAACGAUUGUGCGCAUCAACUCAACUGUCUUUGGAAUGACGGUUGCGACAUGAGCUUCAUGGAUAAUAAUUCCUUGGUGAGCCAUAUUAACAGCAGUCACAUUAAUUAUGAUGCUGAGCCAGUAUGUCUGUGGUCGGGCUGUGGUCAAGAGGUUCAGGACCAUGAAGUGCUGUUGGAUCACGUUAAGGACCUGCAUAUGCCUCAUGCGUAUCAAACGGUCUGUCUGUGGAAGGGCUGCAAUGCCGCUUUCCAGAACGAUGCGGAUCUUCAAUCACAUCUACGAACGCACCUAGAGGGACCAACAGAGCAAUGUCUGUGGGGCUCAUGCAAUACCGAGGCUCAUGAGAUAGAUGAUUUGGAAGAGCACCUUCACAGCGAGCACUUUAUAACACCCUAUGACGUUCCCGAGCCCGAAACCGAGGCUGAACCCUCCUCGUCGGAAACUAGAGUUUGUGAGUGGCAGGAAGUGGGUGUCGACGGGAGUUCUCACGUUUGUGGGAAGGCAUUUAGCAGCGCCAUAGAGCUACAGCGCCACGCAAAGGAUUGUCAUAUCGCAGCACUGAGAAAAAAGACGGGAUACUUUUGCUUCUGGGAAGGGUGCAAUCGGAGGGACAAACCUUUUAGUCAGAAGGGGAAGGUGGAGAGACACAUCCAGACGCAUACCGGCUGUAAGGAUAAUGCCUUGAAGUGCCUUAGCAUCGUUAUUUUAACAGUCGUGCUCUACACUAGACAAAAGUUGUACUUGCCCGUUUUGCCAGAAAGAAUUCUCCGCGCCCCAAGCGUUGCAACAGCACAUUCGUACUCAUACCGGGGAGAAACCCUAUAAAUGCGAUGUACUGCCCCUUCCACUCCCCCGGCGUCCCCGAGACCUGUUUAGAGAGGAUGUGGUGGUGGUAUUGACUGUUGAUGAAUAGAUUUGCGGCAAGGAAUUUGCCCAAGGGUCGGCCAUGACGAUGCACAAGAGGGUCCAUACCGGAGAGCGGCCAUUGCAGUGCGAUUUCCCCGGAUGCGGCAAGCGAUUCUCCGAGAGCAGUAAUCUCUCCAAGCACCGCAAGAGUGAGUUCCCUCCCUCGGCUCGGAGACGUGACGGGCGACGGGGCAGACACGAGACACGGAAGGCUAGACACUAACAAUUAUCUCCACCCAACAGCGCACAACCCGGUCGGGCAACACCGAUGCGGCUUCCCCAGUUGCGACAGAUCUUUCCAUAGGUUAGGUAGGUUUCUACGAGUUCUCCUUCGGUUCUUGUCGAAUGGGUCGAAUUGGCGGGAACCCUAUGGGUCACAGAUUGCUAAGAUUAAGCUCUCCAGAUCAAAUGAAACGCCACCAGAAGACCCACGGCACCGUCGUCUCAUCCAGCAACCUAGACUAAUCGCGCCCAAGCGCGGGGGGGAAUAAACGAAUGGUUCAGCGCAGAUUAUGGCUGACAAAGGGAUUGCCUGGCUUUUUGAGCACUCUCUUGUGGAGGUUUGGGGAGUGAAAUGCCGUGGGGACCUAUCAUACACACUUCUCCGAGAAGCGGAGCUGUCACCCGUCUGACGUGGUGCAACAGCAAGGGCUAGCUUAUGCGAUGGCCUCCAAGUUCAAGCUCUCUGGCUCGUUGUGUGUGGGUUCCCGCGUUGAUGUUGGCAUUAUCCGGAUGGGGUAUUUAAGACUCGGUACAUGAGAUGAAUACCUUUUAUUGCUCCAAUGAGUGCCGCUAUGACACCCUAUACCUUUGCGGUCUGGCGGUAUUUCCUUUUUAUUUAUUUUUUCUUUCUGAUUUCAAUUCUAGCUCCUGUCCGUACCUAGAUACUACCCGUAUAGUCAGACCGGUGCUUAGAUCAUUUUCCCAAUGAAUGAGCGGUUAUCCCCAAU
This is a messenger RNA of Tuber aestivum (summer truffle), 3090 nucleotides long. NCBI's taxonomy places the organism in Eukaryota, Fungi, Ascomycota, Pezizomycetes, Pezizales, Tuberaceae. The record is from the annotation of a GenBank genome assembly.